GAAAAGAAAAGAAAAGGAGAGAACCAAAUUCACUACGUCUCAUUGAUUCAUUCAUUCACUUAACUUCACUCUCUCUCUCUCUCUCUCUCUCUCUCUCUCGCUCUACUACACGAGCAACAUGACUCUCGUUGGGGUCUUAGCUUUACAGGGAUCUUUCAACGAACACAUAGCAGUUCUUAGGAGGUUAGGGGUGAAAGGUGUGGAGAUUAGGAAGCCAGAGCAGCUUCAAAAUGUUACUUCCCUCAUCAUACCUGGUGGAGAAAGCACCACCAUGGCCAAGCUUGCUGAGUACCAUAACCUGUUUCCUUCACUUCGAGAGUUUGUGAAAAUGGGAAGGCCUGUUUGGGGAACCUGUGCAGGGCUCAUAUUCUUGGCUGAUAAAGCUACAGGACAGAAGACUGGUGGACAACAACUGGUUGGUGGACUUGAUUGUACUGUCCAUAGAAAUUUCUUUGGCAGCCAGAUUCAAAGCUUUGAAGCCGAGGUUUUAGCACCAGAGGUUGCAUCAAAAGAAGGCGGUCCUGAAACUUUUCGUGGAGUUUUCAUUCGUGCUCCAGCAAUCCUUGAAGCUGGGCCAGAAGUUCAAGUUCUGGCUGAUUAUCCUGUCCCUUCUAACAUAUCAACAAGUCCCUAUUCCUCUGGUGAAGAGCAAAAGGAGAAUGUUGAACAAAGUAAAGUUAUAGUUGCUGUCAGACAAGGGAACAUACUAGCCACUGCUUUCCAUCCUGAAUUGACAGCAGAUACUCGCUGGCAUAGUUAUUUCUUAAAGAUGGCAAAUGAGAUUGCAGAGACUUCAAAUAGCCAACUCCAACUCCAAGUUAAUAUAAAUUAUAGCCAAAAGCAGCUGAAUGAACUUCCAAUCUUCCAAUAGAACAGGCAAUGAUCAAGCUUAUCAUGGCAACUAUGGAUGAAUAUUUGUUUAUUUAGUGAUGUGCAAUUUCCUUUGAAAAUGACGUUGGAUAAGUUUUAUAGUCAUGGGAUGUCUAAUGAUUUUUUUAGGCUGUGAAUAGCUAAAUAAUUAGUCUUUAGUCAUUUUUUUUCUUUUUGUUUUUAGACCUAUUUGUCUCUUUCUGUACCUCUAAAGGAUUCACGAAAACUCUCUUUUUACCAAGUUUUUUUUUUUUUUUUGAAUAAAGUGACAAAUAAACUUCUGAAAAUAUACACUUCGAAUAGAUUAGUCCCUUAAAAAAAAAUACUAAUAAAGUUUUUCACGAUAACAAAUAUGGACACACUAUCUUUAAAUUAGUCUUUAUGAUUAGGAUAGAAAGUCUUAAUUUGAACCAACUUGUCCACGUUUGUUAUUUUGGAGAAUUUUAUUGGUAUUUUUUUUUAAGGAUUAAUUUGUCUGAACUGUAAAUUUUUAGGGGGAUUAUUUGUCACUUUACUUUUCUUUUGUUAUUUUCUUUUAUUGGUGGAUGUAUUGUUAAUUUUUAACUUUUUAAUUUAUUUUUUUAUUUUUUUUCA
Arachis stenosperma is the source of this 1464-nucleotide messenger RNA. Its product is annotated as probable pyridoxal 5'-phosphate synthase subunit PDX2. Gene Ontology annotation, cellular component: glutaminase complex; cytosol. NCBI's taxonomy places the organism in Eukaryota, Viridiplantae, Streptophyta, Magnoliopsida, Fabales, Fabaceae. Gene Ontology annotation, molecular function: glutaminase activity. The transcript is spliced from 7 exons. Gene Ontology annotation, biological process: pyridoxal 5'-phosphate biosynthetic process; pyridoxine metabolic process. Bases 119 to 871 code for a protein of 250 amino acids. The record is from RefSeq and is a predicted model, not a curated record.